CUCAAUCUGGAUAUCAAAUUAACGCAAUUUAAAAUAAUCCGUUUCAAUAACCAUCGAACUGGUUCGUUCGGCUCGUUGCUCCUCGAUCGCGGAUCACAUCUUUCACAUUCCAGAACUGCGCGGAGCAGUGCCGGUGUGCUGGUGCAAGGUCAGUGCUCCUCCUUGGAGGGGGAACCGUGUUCGAAUCUCGCGGAUGUAAUAUGCCAGAAACAUGUAAACGUGCUCGAUAAAAGUGAACUGUCAAAAUAUGGCCGAGAAUUUGGCGGCCGCAAAUCGUGAUUUUAGAGUUCAAAACAACAAUAUGAAAUUGCCGUCUGGUCCCCGUGUGGUCACCAUUAAUAAAACCGACACUGGCUUCGGAUUCAACGUUAGAGGCCAGGUUAGCGAGGGAGGCCAACUGAGGAGCAUCAACGGCGAACUUUACGCCCCCCUGCAGCACGUAAGCGCCGUUUUGGACAGAGGAGCCGCCGAACAAGCAGGAAUCAGAAAAGGGGAUCGUAUAUUGGAAGUGAAUGGGGUGAACGUUGAAGGUGCGACGCACAAGCAGGUGGUCGACCUCAUCAAAUCUGGCGGCGACGUGUUGAAACUAACUGUGAUUUCGGUUUCCCCUCAAGAGGCGGAGCGUCUGGAACCUUCCGACGACAGCCAGGUCUAUUACGACUACAGCGAAAAGCGAUCUCUCCCAAUCAGUAUUCCCGACUAUCAUUACAAUGAGCGAGGCGGAGAACGAUACGUCACGUUCAAUAUAUACAUGGCCGGCAGGCACCUUUGUUCUAGAAGGUACCGCGAGUUCGCCAAACUACACAGUGAUCUUAAAAAGGAGUUUAUAGGCUACACAUUUCCAAAAUUACCCGGCAAAUGGCCAUUUACGUUGAGCGAGCAGCAGUUAGAUGCGCGUCGGCGCGGUUUGGAACAAUACCUCGAGAGGGUCUGCGCAGUGCGGGUGAUCGCGGAGUCGGAAAUAAUGCAGGAGUUCCUCACGGACCAGGACGACGACAAUAACAGCAGCCCCGUGGAUUUGAAAGUACUUUUGCCCGACCGGGAGGUGGUCACGGUGUCCCUCAAGAAAAGCUCCAACGCCGACGAAGUUUACGACGCCAUAGUGCGCAAAAUCGGGAUGAGCAAGGAGAUCGCGCAUUACUUUUAUCUGUUCGAAAUCGUCGAGUACAAUUUCGAAAGGAAACUACAACCGAACGAGUACCCCCACAACCUGUACAUACAGAACUACAGUACCGCGACGAGCACGUGCUUGUCGGUACGAAAAUGGCUGUUUUCGGUGCAAAGGGAACUGACUCUCAUGGCCGACGCCCAGGCAACCCUAUACGUGUUUUGGCAGGCUAUCGACGAGGUGAACAGGGGUCACAUCAACGCCGGCGAACGUCUGUACCAACUGAAAGCCCUCCAGGACAACACCCGAGCGACGGAGUACCUGAAGUUGGCGCGCGAGUUGCCCGGCUACGGCGAGGUGGUUUUCCCGCACUGCGCGUGCGACUCGAGGAAGGACGGUCACGUGAUCGUCUCGGUCGGUACGGCCGGGAUCAAGCUUCACGCGUGCCACGAAGAUGGCACCGCCGAGAGCCAGGUGGUCGCGCUCGAGUGGGACUCGGUCAGGCAGUGGGAGGUGGACGAGGAGGGGAUGGCGUUUUGUCUGAAGUACAACAGGCCCGAUAAGACACCCAGGUGGCUGAAAAUAUUCACACCAUACUACGUCUAUCUGAUGGACUGUUUCGAGCAAAUCUUCGAGGAGAGCAAGUGGCUGGACAGCGGCGACUGACUGAGGGACGAACGCUAACCCGGACCGGGUCGUUUGUUGUUUUUGUAAAUCUCUUCUAUUCGUAGUAUUAAUUUAUCGAAACGGGGGUGAAGCCCGCUUCAGUGGUGUUAACGAACGAGCGUGUCGUUACGCGUUGUGGAAACGCGUCGCGAACGUCUUUGGAACAUUCCUGCGGGGUGUUUCGAAAAACGUUCCGUCAACUUCUAGGGCAAAUAAAAUUUUAACAAAUAAGGUUAGACAUGUGCCCGAAAAAAAUUCUUUUUUUCUGAAAAGAAACGAAAGUUAGAUUACACAGGGUGUUGCGAAAUUAAUGCACCAAAUUUUUAUGGCAUAUUGCAAGACGAAAUUUAGAGCUGGAUUCCGGAUGUCCCGAAAUGCUUCCUUUCCGAGAUGCAAGCGUGGAAGCUUAAAAAAAACUAUUUUUUUUAUCAUAAUUUCAUAAUUAAUUGAAAUUUUGCGAAGUGUACAUCUUUUGGUGCGAAAUAUUUUUUAAAUUUAUUAAUCUUUUUAUCAUAAUUUGGGCGGUAUCGCCAUGAUUGAAAUGCUUUUUUUGGGUUUGGGUAAAAAUUUAAUUUGGAAAAUACAGUGGCGCACCAUUUUUUUUUUUUGAAAAUAUUCCAUGCAAAUGUGGUACGGUAGGAUAAAAAUAAUUUUGCUCUUUGAAUUUCAACACCGUGUGUCUCAGAAAGGAAACGUGUCGAAAUGUUUAUAUAUGCUAGGUCCUAUUUGCGUCGUAGAAUGUAGAUCGCUAAAACAAGCGUGUCACUUAUUUUGUUCGCAAUUUUUUUUAUGGGGAUUCGGACAAAAAUGCUAUUUUUAACAUAUAAAUGGUACUCCUGUUUAUUGCCAAAAAUUACUGCUUUUUGAGUUACAGUACAACUUCAGCAAUCCCAAUCACUUGAAACUAUUUAUUUUUUUGUAAAUGUAAAUGUACAUAAAUAUAAAUUUCGCGGUCAUACAUAUAAAAAAGUAAAAACUUAACAAAAUCAUUCCAAUGUUUUGUUUUUAAAAGAUCUGAAGGAGUAAGUGCAUUGACAAAUCGUUGCUGUAAAAACUAGUAACGUCCUCAUGCUCCUUUACAUCAUAAAUGGUGGAUCUAGGGAGCCCACAAUUUGCUAGCCUAUGACGGAGACUUUUGGAUUUAUCUAGACUGUAAUAUUUUACAUUUUUUCGAGAUGACGGGGUCUCACAUACGGCUAAAUAAAAUAAUAAGAAUGCAGCAAUUUUUAUGUCAAACUGAUUAAGAUAAAAAACGAUUGAUAGUUUUCUUAUUUUCUAAAUUUAAUUCGGAACACCCUGUAUGCCACUUAUUUUGUUCCCAUUUUUUUAGAGGGACAUUGUCAUUUGUUUAAGCACAAGUGAUAUUUUUUAAGUAAGAAAAAAUUACUGGCCAACUUCAAUUUAGUAGCCUAAUUCAAUUAAUACCGACCGAACUAGGAAAUUAUUUGAAGUAAUUUUAAUGCGCAAAUAUUGCAAAUUAUUUUCCAUUUGUGGUCUAAAUUUUACUUAGAUAUCUUAAACCCUUUCAGAAAUAAAUUUUACGAGGUCCCUUUUACAGAAGCCCCCCUCUAUCUUCUAAGGAGCAAUUUUAGAAUGUUUUUUUAAUAUUCUAUUGACCCUAUAAAUUCGCGGAACAUUUUUCAAAAACACCCUGUAUAUUAGUUUUUUACGUUCUUAGCAAAAACGUUUAAAUUUUAAAAUUCCAAAUGAGAAUUUACGCUCCCGGUCGGAAAAAAAUACCGCGAACUAGUUGUAGACGUUAAACGAGAAAAUAUCAAAGUUUAUAUAAAAGAGGUUUAACAGUACCGUUAGCGUUACAGCAUUUACACAUUUAAUGGGUUAUUUUGCUAUUACCGCCGUAGUCGAUUGUUUUAAGAGCACAUUACGAAUUUCGACUUUCCUUUUAGCCCGUCGAAUUUGAACAAAUCACUAUAGUCAAUUAGAGAGAAACUCUUGGCAAUAACUCCCGCCAUUUUGCAAUUUGAUUUCAUCGAGUGUGCUUUUAAAAUGUCGACCCCUUACGUUACGUAACGAAUUGUUUCGGGUUACCUAACCUAAAAGGCUAAUAUAUCGUUAAAAGCGAUUUGUACAUAUAUUACGACUUUUCCGUUCCAUUUUUAACGAUUAUUUUCACUGCGUUUUCGUUAACGUUUAAACAAUAUCGGAGCACUAGCGAGUUAGGCAAAUUUAAAGUAGCUGAAUUAUAUUUAUAGUAUUUAUUAAUUAAAUUAAGAGGCACCCGACGUCCUUAUACGGAGCACGUCCUCCGAGGUUAGGUUUAGUUGUAACGUUUCAAAAAUUUCGCCCCUGUACUUUUUGAAAAACUGUACAUCUAGAGGCUGCAGAUUUUCCUCUGCCCCCUUGUAGUUAAUUUAGUUCAAAUCGAUUGUCGUGCAAUACGUAUUAGUACGAGAUAGAAGUCUCGUGUAUCCGAAAACGGAUCUUUGGGUUGUGGCGACUUUACUUUUUCAUUUUCCGGAGUGCCAUAGAAAGAAAUUAGAAAUUGGUCGGAUGCGCGAGCCGCUGGACUACCUAGUGUAAAAUGUGUCUUACUCGAUUGAGGUUCGUUCGCCAAGAACAAAAUUCUAUAAAACAGUUCCUCGCGAAAUUGUACAUAUUCUCCGUUUCCGUUGAUACCUUGUAACUUAAAAAUAUUGUCAAAGAAUAAAUAAAGGUUAGUUGACCGUUUUGCUUG
Molecule: messenger RNA, 4469 nt
Organism: Cylas formicarius (sweet potato weevil)
Lineage: Eukaryota; Metazoa; Arthropoda; Insecta; Coleoptera; Brentidae
Gene: Snx27
Product: sorting nexin-27
Exons: 8
Coding region: 248-1774 (508 amino acids)
Biological process (GO): signal transduction; intracellular protein transport
Cellular component (GO): early endosome
Molecular function (GO): protein binding; phosphatidylinositol-3-phosphate binding
Source: RefSeq, a predicted model, not a curated record